AAAAUAGCUUCUAUCACUAUACAAAAGCCAUAUACACCGACACAGUUUCAAUUGAACUCCUAAAAGAAAAUGGUGAUCACAAGCUCAGGAAAAAUUCAAGCACAGAGGGAUUCCAAAUAUCACCGGGAGAGUGAAUUGAAAGCAUUUGAUGACUCAAAAAUAGGUGUCAAAGGACUUGUAGAUUCUGGAGUUGCCACCGUCCCACAGAUGUUCAUCCACCAGCAAGAGAAGCGUCAUAACAAUUGUGGUUCCAGUGACAGUGAGUUCAGUAUUCCUAUUAUAGAUUUUCAAGGCAUCGACAAAGAUGCAAGUGUGCGCUGUGAAAUAGUAGACAGAGUUGGAAAUGCUUGUGAGAAAUGGGGUUUCUUUCAGGUGAUCAAUCAUGGCAUUCCCUUAAACAUCUUGGAGGACAUGGUUUGUGCUGUACGUAGAUUUCACGAGCAAGACACAAGGGUGAAGAAAGAGUUCUAUUCACGAGAUGAAAAGAAAGCGGUCACCUAUAAUACCAAUUUUGAUCUCCAUCAAGCAUCAGCAGCUAAUUGGAGAGAUUCAUUGUAUUGUCUCAUGGCUCCUCGCACACCAAAUCCUGAAGAAUUGCCUGCAGUUUGUAGAGAUACAAUGAUCGACUACUCAAAUGAAGUAACGAAAUUUGGAAUUACCCUCUUCAGAUUGAUGUCAGAAGCUCUUGGGCUUGAUUGCAACCACCUUGAAGAAAUGGGUUGUGCAGAAGGACUUUAUAUUUUAGGUCAUUACUACCCAGUUUGCCCCCAACCAGAGUUGACCUUGGGCUUUACAAAGCAUACUGAUAGUUCCUUCCUCACGGUGGUUCUACAAGAUCAAAGCGGUGGCCUUCAAGUUUUCCAUCAGGAUCGGUGGGUUGAUGUUAGCCCCCUCCCCGGAGCUCUGAUAGUUAACAUUGGAGAUAUGUUACAGUUAAUCACCAAUGACAAGUUCAAAAGUGUCUACCACAGAGUAAUGGCCACAAAUUUAGGUCCAAGAAUCUCAGUGGCAAGUCUCUUCAGAACACAUUUGCAAGAAGGGAAUGAGCAUAGAUUGUAUGGUCCAAUAAAAGAGUUGCUAUCAGAAGAGAAUCCCCCAAUUUACAGGGAAACCUCUGUUGAGGAUUAUGUUGCAUACAUCUACUCAAAAGGACUUGACGGAACCUGUGGACUGGAAAAAUUUAAGCUUUGAAUUCAAAUGUAAUCUGAGAUGCAUCCAUAAGUUGUAGUUUUGCGAGCUUAAUAGCAUUUAUAUGUUAAGAAGUGAUGUUUGAUUAACAAUUCAUCCUGGCUGCUAUGUUGUUGAUUGCAUUUUGUCGUAAAGGGGGGCGAGUUUGUAAAUUACUUUCAUGUAAAAAUACAUUAUGACCCAUCAAUA
Messenger RNA from Pistacia vera, 1377 nucleotides. Its product is annotated as 1-aminocyclopropane-1-carboxylate oxidase homolog 1-like. NCBI's taxonomy places the organism in Eukaryota, Viridiplantae, Streptophyta, Magnoliopsida, Sapindales, Anacardiaceae. The record is from RefSeq and is a predicted model, not a curated record. The coding region runs from base 70 to 1191 and encodes 373 amino acids. The transcript has 3 exons.